UGUGACAGGGACGGGAGCCGAGAGGGCACUCGGAGGCGAGGUAGUGGGCAGUGGGAGCCGCUGGGAGGGUCGAAGUCAUGAUCCCCCUGCAGGAGGCGUCCGCCCGGCGGCGGGAGAUCGAGGACAAGCUGAAGCAGGAGGAGGAGACGCUGUCCUUCAUCCGAGACAGCCUGGAGAAGAGCGACCAGCUCACCAAGAACAUGGUGUCUAUCCUGUCAUCCUUUGAGAGUCGCCUUAUGAAGCUGGAGAACUCCAUCAUCCCUGUGCACAAACAGACGGAGAACCUGCAGCGGCUGCAGGAGAACGUUGAGAAGACUCUGUCCUGUCUGGACCAUGUUAUCAGCUACUACCAUGUGGCCAGUGACACUGAGAAGAUCAUCAGGGAGGGCCCCACAGGUAGGCUGGAAGAGUACCUGGGAAGCAUGGCCAAGAUUCAGAAGGCUGUGGAGUAUUUCCAGGACAACAGCCCAGACAGCCCAGAGCUCAACAAAGUGAAGCUGCUGUUUGAGCGGGGGAAGGAGUCGCUGGAGUCCGAGUUCCGCAGCCUGAUGACCCGGCAUAGCAAGGUCGUGUCCCCUGUGCUCAUCCUGGAUCUGAUCAGCGGUGAGGACGACCUGGAGGUACAGGAGGAGGUGCCCCUGGAGCACCUGCCUGAGAGUGUGCUGCAGGACGUGAUCCGCAUCUCCCGCUGGCUGGUGGAAUAUGGCCGCAACCAAGACUUCAUGAACGUCUACUACCAGAUCCGCUCCAGCCAGCUGGACCGCUCCAUCAAAGGCCUGAAGGAGCAUUUCCGGAAGAGCAGUUCUUCGUCUGGGGUCCCCUACUCCCCUGCUGUCCCCAACAAGAGGAAGGACACGCCUACCAAGAAGCCGGUCAAGCGGCCAGUCCGUGCUCCAGGGACGAUCCGUAAGGCUCAGAACCUUCUGAAACAGUAUUCCCAGCAUGGUCUAGAUGGGAAAAAGGGGGGCUCUAACCUCAUUCCUCUGGAAGGUCACGAGCAUGAUUUCCGAGUUAAGCACCUGUCCGAGGCCCUGAACGACAAGCACGGGCCACUGGCCGGGAGAGAUGACAUGCUGGACGUGGAGACCGACGCCUACAUUCACUGCGUCAGUGCCUUUGUCAAGCUGGCCCAGAGCGAGUACCAGCUGCUGAUGGACGUCAUCCCUGAGCACCAUCAGAAGAAGACCUUUGACUCUUUGAUACAGGACGCCCUGGACGGGCUGAUGCUUGAAGGGGAGAACAUUGUGGCUGCUGCCCGGAAGGCCAUCAUCCGACACGACUUCUCGGCUGUGCUCACCGUCUUCCCCAUCCUGCGGCACCUCAAGCAGACCAAGCCUGAGUUUGACCAGGUGCUCCAGGGGACGGCCGCCAGCACCAAGAACAAGCUGCCCAGCCUCAUCACCUCCAUGGAGACCGUAGGAGCCAAAGCGCUGGAGGACUUCGCUGACAACAUCAAGAACGACCCGGACAAGGAGUACAACAUGCCCAAGGAUGGCACUGUGCACGAGCUCACGAGCAACGCUAUCCUCUUCCUGCAGCAGCUCCUGGACUUCCAGGAGACGGCGGGCGCCAUGCUGGCCUCCCAAGUUCUUGGGGACACAUACAAUAUUCCUUUAGACCCCCGAGAGACCAGUUCCUCAGCCACCAGCUACAGCUCCGAGUUCAGCAAGCGCCUCCUGAGCACCUACAUCUGUAAAGUCCUGGGCAACUUGCAGCUGAACUUGCUGAGCAAGUCCAAGGUGUAUGAGGACCCGGCUCUGAGCGCCAUCUUCCUACACAACAACUACAACUACAUCCUCAAGGCCCUGGAGAAGUCUGAGCUGAUCCAGCUGGUGGCCGUGACCCAGAAGACUGCCGAGCGCUCCUACCGCGAGCACAUCGAGCAGCAGAUCCAGACUUACCAGCGCAGUUGGUUAAAGGUGACUGACUACAUUGCUGAGAAGAAUCUACCUGUGUUCCAGCCCGGAGUCAAGCUUCGGGACAAGGAGCGCCAGAUGAUCAAGGAGCGUUUUAAGGGCUUCAACGAUGGCCUGGAAGAAUUGUGCAAGAUACAAAAGGCCUGGGCUAUUCCCGACACGGAGCAGAGGGACAAGAUCCGCCAAGCUCAGAAAAACAUUGUUAAGGAGACCUACGGGGCCUUUCUGCACAGGUAUGGCAGCGUGCCCUUCACCAAGAAUCCUGAGAAGUACAUCAAGUACCGUGUGGAGCAGGUGGGCGACAUGAUCGAUCGCCUCUUUGACACCUCCGCCUGAGCCGCCACCGCCCCUGCCUGGCUCUGCCGGACCAGCCAUGUUAUCGGACACAUAAACCAGUGUUAACUUGC
Balaenoptera musculus (blue whale) is the source of this 2323-nucleotide messenger RNA. RefSeq names its product exocyst complex component 7 (gene EXOC7). NCBI's taxonomy places the organism in Eukaryota, Metazoa, Chordata, Mammalia, Artiodactyla, Balaenopteridae. Gene Ontology annotation, molecular function: phosphatidylinositol-4,5-bisphosphate binding. Bases 78 to 2252 code for a protein of 724 amino acids. Gene Ontology annotation, biological process: exocytosis. The transcript has 22 exons. The record is from RefSeq and is a predicted model, not a curated record. Gene Ontology annotation, cellular component: exocyst.